AUGGACAAAAAGGUGAAAAGUAUCGAUGUUGUAUUCGAUGCGGCCAUCUGUGUUAAAUUUCAUUUAGAGCGUGAGAAAAAUCCACACAAAUUCAAUAGUCGGAUGAAGAACAAACUGUGGUAUUUUGAGUAUGCCACCUCGGAAACAUUUGCAGCUUCCUGUAAGAAUCUUCAUGAAAAUAUUGAAAUUGUGUGCGAUGGCGUUUCAUUAGAUUUAGCAAAUGGACCUCAUUUACAAGGAGUAGCACUGCUGAACAUUCCUUACACUCAUGGUGGUUCUAAUCUAUGGGGAGAGCAUUUAUCACAGAAACGCAUGCGCAAAAGUUCUGGACCAUUUCGUAAAGGACUAAAAUUAAAAUCAUCUGAUAAAGAGCUAUCAGCAACAAGUUUUAAUUCAGUGGACCUAUCCGUUGCUACUCAAGAUUUUGGUGAUCGAUUGAUUGAAGUUAUUGGGUUAGAAAAUUGCUUACACAUGGGACAAGUGCGUACCGGCUUACGUGCCUCUGGACGUCGUUUGGCGCAAUGCAGUGAAGUUGUUAUUAAAACAAAACGAACCUUUCCUAUGCAAAUCGAUGGUGAACCUUGGAUGCAAUUACCAUGCACGAUAAAAGUUACACAUAAAAAUCAAGUUCCUAUGCUGAUGGCACCACGUUCCGAGAAGGGCAAAGGAUUUUUCAAUUUACUUUGUAGCUGAUUUCGGCGUAGUGCCUCCGCCAAUUUCGCUACAAGUGAACAACACCAACAUUAAAAAAUCACCGUCCAAAAAUUAUUUUAGAAAAUUAUUAGGCAAAUAUUUAGUAAAACAUUAGGAAAUUAAG
Molecule: messenger RNA, 817 nt
Organism: Teleopsis dalmanni
Lineage: Eukaryota; Metazoa; Arthropoda; Insecta; Diptera; Diopsidae
Product: diacylglycerol kinase 1-like
Exons: 5
Coding region: 1-693 (230 amino acids)
Biological process (GO): lipid phosphorylation; intracellular signal transduction; diacylglycerol metabolic process
Cellular component (GO): plasma membrane
Molecular function (GO): ATP-dependent diacylglycerol kinase activity
Source: RefSeq, a predicted model, not a curated record